AUGGCCACCACAUACUUUGAGCAGUGCAGACGUUCCUUCGCCGACGUGCCCACCGAGGGCGGUGUCGAUACGGCGGCCUUCCUCGAGGCGUGCGAGGGCCUCGUCAAGCUCUUCGACCUGCUCGGCAACACGGCAUUCAAGGUGGUGCAGAACGACAUGAACGGCAACAUUGCGAAGGUCAACACUCGCCUCGCUCAGACGGGCGUUGAAAAGUCGGGAACACUCGAAAAGCUCGUUCAGAACGAGGGCCCCGGCGGUACCUCGAAGCGACCCGCCACCGAGGGCCUCAUGUGGCUGCUGCGAGGACUUGACUUCACGGCGCAGGCGAUGCGCAACUCGGUGAACAACAAGAACGAGGAGCUGGCCACGAGUUUCACCAGCGCAUACGGCACCACGCUCCGCCCACAUCACGGUAUGCUUAUCCGCCCCGUGUUUGCGCUCGCCAUGAAGGCGUGUCCGUACCGCAAGGACUUUUACGCCAAGCUCGGCGAGCCCCAGUCCAAGGUGGACGAGGAGCUCGAAAAGUGGCUCGCCGCCCUUGAGAAGAUUGUUGCCCACAUGAAGGCCUUCUACGCUUCUGGCAAGUACGACAAGGGCUUCUAG
Messenger RNA from Moesziomyces aphidis, 603 nucleotides. The record is from the annotation of a GenBank genome assembly. Lineage: Eukaryota; Fungi; Basidiomycota; Ustilaginomycetes; Ustilaginales; Ustilaginaceae.